AUGCACGAAAAGGAUGUGUUGGAUCUCGAAUUGGGCGGCAAAAGUUGGGUGAAGUCUUUAUCCAGAUGGUGGUAUGACUCGUUUCUACUGUCCUAUACGGAUGAACGAGUCCAGGUCUACUAUACGAGUACUCAUGCCCUUAGAAUGGAGCGGGCUAAGCAAUUUUAUAUUUAUAAGCAAUGUAUUCAUCCAUUAAGUAAAUUCAGGAGAUUCUGGGAUUUUGCAAUUGUACCGAUCAUACUAUUGAACAUGAUGAUAUUCUACCACAGCACUUCGAUAAUGUACGGCGAGGCCGAUUGGAAAUUUUACAUCAUCAACGUGUUCUUGGAGGGUUUUCUAUUCCUGGACAUAUACAUCAGUGUAAGGACUGGUUAUAUCGACAAUGAUUCAAAGAGGAUAAUAUUGAACGGUAGACAGGUCACGUUACACUACGCUUCGUCGAAGUUAUUCCUCCACGUGCUCUCGUCGUUUCCCGUUGAAACAUUUAUGUUCAUGCGUUAUGGUACUGGCAUCGAUUGUGCUGUAUGCAAGGCCAAUUUGUUUGUCACUGCCUUGGAAGUUCUAUGUAUAUUUCGCAUAUACAGACUCAUCGAUGCGACCAGUCAAUGGGGUACAUACAAACGCUCGGUCCUCGUCGCAUGCGGCCUUGCAUUCUUGCGUAUAGCCAUACUGGGUUUCGUUUCUAUGCAAAUCCUGAUGAGAAUAGCUGAUAUUAUAUCUGUCCUAACAAUCAUUACUACUGGUAACCUAGACGACCGGUCUUACUUUGCAUCGGUAUUGAAUAUUCGAUAUGGAGACGCACCAGCGCCACCUAGCUACGUUUUCUAUUGUUUGGAGUUCGCUAGGAUCUGCAAGUCCUUCCUUUUGUUCAGCUUCAGCCUUAUAUCUCGUGCGUACUUCCCGGAUAAGAUGACGUCACUGCUGGCUUACUUGACCGCCAUGAUCUUCUACAUGUGGAGUCUAGUGGAGUGUUACUUCUUUCUGAGCUAUCUGAAGUAUCCUCAAGACCAAAUGUAUAUAUGCGUGGACAGAACGAUAACGCUAGCGCGGUGGCGAAACCUACCUGAUACGUUUAGUGAGAAACUACUGAGAUAUUUCACGUUUAGAUUCUCUGCAGCGAAUGUGACUGAAGAACAGAACGGGAUUUAUAGAAGUCUUCCAAAGAGUUUAAAGAAGGAGAUAGCGAUUACUUCGAAUAGUCGCUUAUUGAUACGAAUACCUUAUUUUGCUGAGUGGCCCACGGAACUCAUAGAAGACAUGGUGAUGCUUUUGAAAGAAGAAAUCUACAUGGAGGGUGAUGUUGUCGCAGAACCCUCAAUGCCAAGCGACGGUCUUUUUAUAGUAGUGGUAGGAGUUUUGGGGAUUUAUUCAAUACAAAACGAAGAAAUGGGCCAUCUUACAGACGGCGACUACUUCUGUGAAUUAUGUUUGGUAACGGAUAGAGAGAUACGCAUGUCCUCAGUCAUAGCGUUGACAGCCUGCAAGAUCUUGUUCCUAGAGAAGAUAACGUUUAGAAAAGUUAUGAGAGCAUAUCCAACCUUAUUUUACGACCUCAAGGAAUCCCUGACGGUGAAGUAUACCUCGCAACGUCGCGCUACUAUAAAUCUCUACAAUUAA
Leptosia nina is the source of this 1617-nucleotide messenger RNA. The record is from the annotation of a GenBank genome assembly. NCBI's taxonomy places the organism in Eukaryota, Metazoa, Arthropoda, Insecta, Lepidoptera, Pieridae.